AUUACAAGAAAACUGUAACUGAUUCAGUAAAGCCAGUCGUAAGCAGCUUUAUUUACCGGUGGGUUAUGUACAAGCUGCUGAAAGAAGAUGUGUGGAGGACUGUCAGUCACAAGGCUGAGGAGACUCCCGAGGAUGGGCAGUGAGGGGAGGCUUGGAGGAGAUCUGUCACCUGGCACAAAUCCAUUCAUCUUCCUUUUGAGAUACAGCGCUGCCAAAGUUACUGCAGAGAACAGGAAUGAACAGAGAAGCCAUUGCAGGCUACUCAGUCAGGCAGCGAGAAAUAUGGUCAUUCAAGAAGAUGCAAUUCUGCAUUCUGAAGAUAGUCUACGGAAGAUGUCUAUUAUAACAACCCACUUGCAGUAUCAGCAAGAGGCCAUUCAAAAGAACGUAGAACAUUCCAAAAACCUGCAGGACCAGCUUAAACACUUGAUGAAACAAUGAAGCCCUUAUAAUAACAUGAUGUGAAUAUUGCAUUAUCUAGUUUUUCAUUGAUUUUUUUUAAACAGUCGAUCAAAUAAUUUUUUUGAGGCUGCAGAUGAUAGCUUAUUGCAUAGCAGAUUGC
This is a messenger RNA of Cyprinus carpio (common carp), 562 nucleotides long. RefSeq names its product BLOC-1-related complex subunit 7. The coding region runs from base 88 to 441 and encodes 117 amino acids. The record is from RefSeq and is a predicted model, not a curated record. Lineage: Eukaryota; Metazoa; Chordata; Actinopteri; Cypriniformes; Cyprinidae. Gene Ontology annotation, cellular component: BORC complex. The transcript has 6 exons.